UUAAAUGCAUUGCUCUCUCACGUCACACCCAUUCAUCGGAAACGUCGUCGUCUUUCGUUUUCCCUCUCUCUCUCUCUCUCUCUCUCUCUUUCUCUCCUCUGAACUUGUGCUAACGCUCCACACAGUCAAACGAAACACGCUCUCUCUAUCUCUUCCCCCUCGCCGGAGCUUAAUGAUGUGGAACACCGCCGGAGAUGACGACGACGACUUCCAGAUCCCUCCUUCCUCCUCUCAGCUCUCAAUUCGAAAACCCCUCCACCCAACCAUCUCCCACCGUCCUCCGAGGAAGAAGCCCAGACUCAGCCCUAAUCCGGGGAAGGAGAAUAUUCCUCCGGCUCCUGAAUUCACCUCCGACACUUGCUUCUCAUCUGGGUCUCAUGCGCUGGGUUCGAUUCUUCCUAGCUCGUCUUCUACUCCUGAUUGCAUCCCCUCGAGCGUUGAUUGCUCCUCCGCGGGAGAUUCUUGCUCUCUCGCGGCGGAAGUAGGAAACGACGGCGUUUUGGUCGGUGGGGAGGAGAAAAAAGGUGAGUGCUUUAAGGCGAAUCGCGAGGGGUAUUCGCGUAAUUCGAUGGAGGCUAGGUUGUUGUCGAAGUCGAGAGUUAGUCUUAGGUUAGAGGACGAGGAGGAGGAUGAAUGUUGUUUUGUAGAGUCAGACUCUGAGCUUGACGUGUUGAUAAAGCUUUGCUCUGAGCCUGAGGGUAGUAACAGUGGAGGAGGCAAAGAUGAUUCGAUUCAGUGUCCACUGUGUGAAACUGAUAUCUCAGGUUUGAGUGAGGAGGAGAGGCACGUUCACACCAAUAACUGUCUUGAUACUCAAGCUCCUGAGCAAGGCUCAUUGAAGUCUUCUUGUUUCAUUGAAGAAUCUGUUGAUGAUCCUGUUCAGCAUCCAGAGCUAGUUAGUGAUCUCUCUCCCGUGCUUAAGUGGGUUAGGAGUCUAGGUUUAGCUAAAUAUGAAGAUGUGUUUCUUCGCGAAGAGAUUGACUGGGAUACUCUUCAGUCACUCACUGAGGAGGAUCUCCUGAGCAUAGGUAUUACGUCACUUGGCCCUAGAAAGAAGAUUGCGAAUGCACUUAGCGCACUUAGAGAAGAAGCAUGUGCAUCUUCUGCUGAACCGCAGGCACAGUCUCUUAGCAAUGUUACAGAGAGACAGAGGGAGAGGUCAACCACUCGUAAGGCAAGUGAGCCUAGAAAACCAACCGCCAACAAGUUGAUUACAGAGUUUUUCCCUGGUCAGGCUACUGAUGGCAUUAGGAAGCUCCCUAAAGAACCUGUCGCAGAAAAGAGUGCAGCAGAUUCGGGAUGUAGACGUGCUGCUGUGAGAAGAAACGGCAACAACGGAAAAUCUAAAGUCGUUCCUCAGUGGAAUUGCGUUCCAGGGACACCUUUUCGAGUGGACGCAUUCAAGUACCUCACACGCGACUGUUGCCAUUGGUUUCUUACACACUUUCAUCUUGAUCAUUAUCAAGGUCUGACCAAGUCCUUUAGCCACGGGAAGAUAUACUGUUCUUUAAUCACCGCGAAGCUGGUAAAUAUGAAGAUUGGGAUCCCUUGGGAGAGACUGCAAGUCCUGCAUCUUAACCAGAAGGUUAAUAUUGCAGGCGUUGAUGUGACAUGCUUUGAUGCAAACCACUGCCCUGGAUCCAUUAUGAUACGCUUUGAACCAGCCAACGGUAAGGCUGUUCUACAUACCGGUGAUUUCCGCUAUAGUGAAGAGAUGUUGAACUUGCUGACUGGUUCGCCUAUCAGCUCUCUUGUCCUUGAUACUACAUACUGUAACCCUCAGUAUGACUUUCCGAAGCAAGAGGCGGUGAUACAGUUUGUUGUUGAGGCUAUUCAAGCAGAAGCUUUUAAUCCAAAGACACUCUUCUUAAUAGGAAGCUACACCAUCGGAAAGGAGAGACUGUUCUUGGAGGUUGCACGUGUGCUACGUGAGAAGAUCUACAUCAAUCCUGCGAAGUUAAAACUCCUAGAGUGUUUGGGAUUCUCUAAGGAGGAUAUGCGGUGGUUUACAGUGAAGGAAGAGGAGAGCCACAUUCACGUUGUGCCCUUGUGGACGCUUGCUAGUUUCAAACGGCUUAAACAUAUAGCUAACCGAUACACAAACCGAUACAGCCUUAUAGUUGCAUUCUCUCCAACUGGCUGGACAUCUGGAAAGUCCAAGAAGAAGUCUCCAGGAAGAAGGUUACAACAGGGUACAAUAAUAAGGUAUGAGGUUCCUUACAGUGAGCAUAGCAGCUUCACGGAGCUGAAGGAGUUUGUGCAACAAGUAUCGCCUGAAGUGAUCAUACCGAGUGUUAACAACGAUGGACCUGACUCUGCUGCUGCAAUGGUGUCUAUGCUGCUUACGUAAGCGAUUAUUGGCUACUCUUAAGUGUGGCUACCGAUUGAGCAGAAUGUAUCAAAGAUUGGACGAAGGGAAGUUAGAUAUUAUCAUCAUGUUCUAAUAUAAUGUAGCAAUAUGUAAAAACACGUGACUAUGUAUUGUGUUUCUCACAAGAAAACUCCAACGAAUUGUUGUCGUGAAAUGUUUUUUUUCAGAUCAAAUUUAUUUGGUCGGUAAAAUUACAGAUA
Brassica oleracea var. oleracea is the source of this 2571-nucleotide messenger RNA. Its product is annotated as DNA cross-link repair 1A protein. Gene Ontology annotation, molecular function: 5'-3' DNA exonuclease activity; damaged DNA binding; protein binding. Gene Ontology annotation, biological process: interstrand cross-link repair; double-strand break repair via nonhomologous end joining; protection from non-homologous end joining at telomere. The record is from RefSeq and is a predicted model, not a curated record. The coding region runs from base 5 to 2350 and encodes 781 amino acids. Lineage: Eukaryota; Viridiplantae; Streptophyta; Magnoliopsida; Brassicales; Brassicaceae. The transcript is spliced from 10 exons.